Messenger RNA from Sceloporus undulatus (fence lizard), 2241 nucleotides. RefSeq names its product STN1 subunit of CST complex (gene STN1). The coding region runs from base 508 to 1614 and encodes 368 amino acids. Gene Ontology annotation, molecular function: single-stranded telomeric DNA binding. NCBI's taxonomy places the organism in Eukaryota, Metazoa, Chordata, Lepidosauria, Squamata, Phrynosomatidae. Gene Ontology annotation, biological process: DNA replication; double-strand break repair via homologous recombination; telomere capping. The record is from RefSeq and is a predicted model, not a curated record. Gene Ontology annotation, cellular component: DNA replication factor A complex; CST complex; site of double-strand break. The transcript is spliced from 12 exons.
UUGGGCGGGUUGAAGGAAAAAAAUAAAUAUAUAACGGAAGUAGGAAGGGACAGAAGGAAAAGGGGAGGAGCUAGCUGAGCUGCAGGAGCGGCUGCCUUGGUUUUCUUUCCGGUUUCUUCUCUUCCUCCUCCUUUUAUCCUCUCCCAGUCUCCUUUUGCACGUGACCUUAGGUCGGCGCUCGGCGGACCAAUAGGAAGGCGCGGAGCUCUCUUCUGGCGGGAUGCCUGACCCGUAUUGCUGAUUCUCAGACUUUACAUUUGCCAAUUUCAUGCUGUCCAAAAGCAAUGUGAGCAGUUAUAAGAGAGCCAGCACAGUGUAGUGGUUAACAAAUCUUGCCAAGAAAACCCCACAAUAGGUACACUUCAGGGUUUCCAUAAGUCAGAAACGACUUGAUAGCAUACAACAAUAACAAUUAGGUAUUUCAGUUCAGGCUGGCAACUAUUUCAUCUGAAGCUCUGCUUGCCAUUGAUUGAUUCAUGAUCUUCAUGGUUGAAGGUUCAUUUCUAAAUGUUUGCCACAGCUACAGAUUCAGAGGUAGAGGUCCCAUCACUAUUAUGGGGCUUGAAUCCUAUAUUUUCAGCCUUUGCAAGACUGUACAUAAAGGACAUAUUAGAAAUGAAGGAGUCUAAACAGGUUCCAGGUAUUUUCUUUUAUAAUAGGCAUCCAAUAAAGCAAGUGGAUAUUCUUGGAACUGUGGUUCUAAUCAAAGAAAGAGAUGCCUUCCAUACUUAUGGAGUGGAUGAUGGCACAGGAGUUAUAAGAUGCAUCUGCUGGAAAAAUUCACUGGCAGAACAGAAAUCUUUGUCAGAUUUUGAAUCUCUUCCUAGCACUUCAUGUAACUUUGAUCUAAUGGAACAAAUAAGAAAGCUCCAAAUGACAGUUCAUCAAAAAACAAGGUUGGAAAUUGGUGAUCUAGUCAGAGUUCGUGGCUCUGUUCGGAUCUACAGACAACAGAGAGAAAUCAAGGCUUCUGUCUAUUAUAAAGUUGAUGAUCCUGUUUGUGAAGUUCAGAUUGCAAGGAUGUUAGAACUCCCCCGCCUAUAUAGAGAUAUUUAUGACAAGGUCUUCCAGAUCCCUGAAGAAACAAAGAGUAGCCGAGGUACAGCAGAUCUGCUGGGCUCUGCCAAUGUUCUAAGUGAAAAUAUUAGAACUUUUCUAUUGAGGAACAAGAUUCAGAGUUUCUAUAAGCAGGAGUUGGAAACAGUGGAAGAUUUGGUAGCUGUGAUCAGACAGAGUAGAGCAAGCACCACUGCCGAACAAGCAGAUUCCAAAUCCUAUUCCUUUUCCAGUUUGAUUAGGGAGUCCUUUGCCGAAGCAAUAAAGAUGCUGCAGAAGAAAGGUGUUCUUUUCCAGAAAUCAAAGAAUCUCAAUGAUCUGUACUAUGUGACUGAACAGGACAGGGAAUUGCACAGAGUCACCCUUGAAGUCCUCAAAGAUGAUUGUAAGAGGCCAAAAUAUGCUGAAAAGGGAUGCCAUCUCCGUCACAUUCUAAAUUGUAUACAGCAGAGCUACAGCCCUUAUAUCACCGAAGCUGUGGUCCGUUGCCUCCUGGAGUGGUUGGAGACCAACAGUGAUGUUGUCACUACCAUGGAAGAAUACUACACUGUAUUUUAAAUUAAGGGAUGUGAUGGCUGUCUAAAGCCAAACAGGUUUUAUGCAGCAGGCAUAAGCAGUAAGAAUUUCUGUAUCAUGCAGGACUUGACCAUGUUCCUCUAAAUCUUUUCUCAUUUAGAAGACAAGGUAUCAUGAAAUUCCUAUCUAUUUUAUCAUACUGAAGGUUUCAGAAGAUAUCUCUAUAGGUUGAAGAACUCCAUAUCUGUUCCAGAUAUUAAAUACAAGGACCUUUUUAAACAAAGAAAUCUGUCAUGCUGUGAAUGCCCUCUUGUGGUUGGAUAAGAGACAAAGCAACAAAACUGUGCAUUCAGACCAAAUAAGAAUUACCUAAAGAACAGGUAGAUAGCCUGUUGCUCUCCUGAUGUCUUGGACUACAGUCCCAUAAUCUAUGAUUCCUGACUGUGCUGCCUGAAGCUUAAGAUGUCAUCCAAACAUCAGGAGACUUAAGGUGUAUUAGAUUCUCCUUCCUUAGACUUUUUUAUGGUUGUUAGGUCUUCCAGAUUUUAAGUCUCUGAUUGUUUAAUUGAACAGGGUUGGGUUUAUAUGUUACAUAAAAAAAUCUUAUGCAUACUUUUUAAUGGGGUUUUUGGGCUACGUGGCCAUGUUCUAGAAGAGUUUCUUUCUGAC